Messenger RNA from Glossina fuscipes, 1523 nucleotides. RefSeq names its product 39S ribosomal protein L37, mitochondrial (gene mRpL37). The transcript is spliced from 5 exons. Gene Ontology annotation, cellular component: mitochondrion; ribosome. Gene Ontology annotation, molecular function: structural constituent of ribosome. Gene Ontology annotation, biological process: translation. The coding region runs from base 130 to 1353 and encodes 407 amino acids. Lineage: Eukaryota; Metazoa; Arthropoda; Insecta; Diptera; Glossinidae. The record is from RefSeq and is a predicted model, not a curated record.
CAUUGCAAAGAGGAAAAAGUAAGAUAAGAUAUUCAUGCCUGCUUUAAUUAAUAUCAGCAAUUAGGCAACCCUAAAUUGCUGAUGGCAUGAAAUAGAUUUUUGUUAUUAAUAUAGACUAAGGGAAAAAAAAUGCGUUUUACCAACAAAUUGUAUGCCCAACAUUUGGGUUGGAUGUUCAAAAAAAAGUGGGAAGUGCAACGUAAAAGAGUCCCGACUGGAGCAGAGAGUGAACUAGCUAAUCAUGGAAUAAAAGUGAAAGAUAUUAUGGAAGUCGCUAAUCCAAAAACACAGCGUCAACGCGUGGAGUUUGAAUGUUUGGUACCUUCAAAGCAAGCUGAAAGUGAAAGUCAUCCUAACUGGCACCAGCAGCUAUGUCACUUGUAUGGGAAUGGCAAUGUACUAUUAGAAGGUAUAUCUCAAGCUCAAGUGUUAAUUAAGACAGUCGAAAUAAAAGAGCUGCCGAAGAAUGUCAGAGACGCUAUUGAGAAGUCGCAAUUGCCGAGCUAUAUAGAUCGGAGUGUUUACAAUGCCACAAUGUCUUCGCACGUUUUAGAUGCAGAACAAAUGAAACUGCCAAAAGUUAAAAUACCGGAAAGGCCAGCUUUCAGGCUACCCAGAGAUUAUGGUAUAUCCCAUCAGAGAAAAAACCGUUUAUUAAUCAAUAGAUUGCUGGCGGAAUGUGAAAAGUUAGCUGGUCAUUCAUUAACUUCCCGACGCAGGCUAUUAGAUCUUGUAAAUUUUAAAGUCACUUUACCUAAGGAUAAUCUUCUACUACAAUUUGACGUAACCGCUGAAAAGUUCAUUACAGCCGCUCGUCCUAUUGAACCAAUUAAAGGAAAAUAUGACGAUGAUUUACCAGAUUUAUAUCCAAUGAAGUGCACAAUAUCAAUGCCGAAAAAGCAUGUAUAUACCACUGAAACGUUUUAUCCUCUCAGCAAUCGUAUUAGUUGCACGCAUCCUCAUACCGUAGUCACUCAUUUCGACAAAGAUUUUGUAGGAAAUGUUUAUGAGACUGGAGUCACUACUACCCAGUUUCAUAGUCGAACUUUACUUAAAGCUUUUGCUGUGGCAGCUACAAGAGCUAAGCAAUUAUAUAGCGGAUCGGCUUUAGAGAAACUUCCCAAACCAAUUGUUGUGCAAAGUAUUCAAACUGAUGGUCGUGUUUUUCACUUCGGAGUAUUUCAACUAAAUACCUUAUCUCUGGAGGAAAAGAACGUAGAAAAGAAUUACUGGUUCCAUGAAUCAAAUAUGGAUUUAUUUACAGAGUGUGGUUAUAGAAUGGGACGUCCUUACCUAGAGGGAUUCAACAAAGAUGUUUUCCGUGUAAUAAACGCUUUCUACCAUACCGCUUGAAACGCAAGGUUUUUACAUUAAGUGGUACAAAACUUCAACAAGUAACUUUAAUUAGUAAAAACAAGAACAUGUUUUGAAUUAAUUAUAUCCUGAACAACUCAAAUAUUACAAUGUUGCGAUUGUGAAAGUAAAAAAGUUUCUUGGUUCCAUAAAUAAAUGAUUUUUCUUUA